UGAUUCAGAUUGAGUUUCAGACAAUUUGAAUAGGUCUACUUAAACAAAUUGUAAAAAGAAUGCACAACCAGUCUGAUAAUUUAUGUAGUUGUUAUCUUUUGACCUCAAGGCCAGCUGUUCGAUGUUGCAGCCUAUCCUCUUAUCGGCCUCAUUUUAUUUCUUUAUUUUUUAAUAUACUCGCAACGUAACCGACAGUGUUCCCUCCAACACCCAACUCUCCCCAGCAUCAGAUGCCAUACAGAUUGUUCCAUUACACGGGAUUACCCACUUCACUGGUAUACGAUUAUUGAUUUCAUUCUUCCUAGUCCCUCAUAUACAGCACACCCCCCAUCCCCUCUCUCUUUCUCCCUCGCUCUUUCUCUCUCAGGGUCCUCUCCUCUUUCUUUGAGUACUGCAGAGGCACGGUUGCAUCGUGGAGGAGAGGAGAGCGGGAGAAAAGAGAAAGAACCCUAACUACCUACAUUCCUGUGUCGCGAGGGAAACUUGGGAAUAUCGACUGGAAAUAGCACACAGCUGGCUCCCUGCGAUGCUGUAAUGAACUGCCCAUUUUCUGUAGUCGGUUCAUCAGUAUGAAGUUGAAGUCCGUCACCUUUAUAGACUCUACGUUUCAGAACUGUUACUUUGACGACGUGUCAACAGUGGGCUCAUUAUUCAAGAACUGCACCUUCAUAGAAGCCUUCUUUUAUAACACAGAUAUUGACGAUUCUAAGCUUGUGGGGUCGAGGGUGAUCAACAGUUCGUUCCACCACAACAAGACCGGCUGUCAGAUGACCUUUGAUGAUGACUACAGCGCCUACUGGGUCUACUUUGUCAACUUCCUGGGGACGCUCGCCGUGUUGCCCGGCAACAUAGUCUCCGCCCUUCUCAUGGACAAGAUAGGGCGCCUGAGCAUGCUGGGGGGGCUCCAUGGUGCUGUCAGGCAUCAGUUGUUUCUUCCUGUGGUUUGGGACAAGUGAGUCUAUGAUGAUCUUCAUGCUGUGUCUCUAUAACGGCCUCAGUAUAUCAGCCUGGAACUCCCUGGACGUUGUUACUGCUGAGUUCUACCCGACUGACAGGAGGGGUACAGGUUUUGGGUUCUGUAAUGCCAUGUGUAAGCUGGCAGCGGUGUUGGGGAACCUGAUCUUCGGCUCUCUGGUUGGCAUCACAAAGACCAUCCCCAUCCUGCUGGCGUCGGCUGUACUGGUGGGAGGAGGCCUGGUGGGACUACGACUGCCUGACACUCGCGGCAACGUCUUGAUGUAGAACUCCACUACCCAGCAGUCUUCACUCAUGUACCCAUUAGGCUUUAGUUGAACACUGUCAUAAGGACUACAUAUGUAACAUUGUUUUAAGAUAGUGGUAUGUAGGCCUUAUGAUAGCGUGUUCAAGUAAAGGGCUACAUGAUGAAGUGCAAGUGCUAAAGUGCAAUUAGUCCAACAUUUUGUUAAGUUGCAUUCGGAAUAAAAGAGCCCUUGGCCAUAUUUCUUUUAACCUUAGGUACUCUGUAGCUGCGACCAGAGAGGUGGAGCUGGAAUUCGGGGUGGAGUGCGUGGGAAGAGUUUUUAUUCACCUUCUGGAGGGCUCUGCCCAGGUAGAGAGAUGAUUUUAUUCACCUUCUGGAGGGCUCUGCCCAGGUAGAGAGAUUAUUUUAUUCACCUUCUGGAGGGCUCUGCCCAGGUAGAGAGAUGAUUUUAUUCACCUUCUGGAGGGCUCUGCCCAGGUAGAGAGAUUAUUGCUGUUUCUGCCCCAAGACCGGACUAUCUUGCCUAACCUAUUUUUCAACCUUGAUAUUCCCAAACAGCUGUUUGUUUUAGGUUAUUUGUUGUUGAAUAUCCAGGCGUUUCGUUUGGGGAGUUGAUCAAAAUUCAGCUCUGUUUAAGCAGAAAGCAGGAGGGUUUUAACUUGAUGAGAUAUGAAAAAGCCAUUCUAAACCUAGCCUAAGUUUAAUCAAAGGUACCUAUUGCUGCUGUCCUCGAGUGCUACGGGUCUGACAUGAAUACAAGUUAGGUGAUAAGAUACGUUCUUUAGUCAGCCUGGGUACCAUAGUUACUAUAUGUUACAACAUAACCAUACUCUAAGGGCAGACUCCUAACUAGAGAAGCCUCGAUUUAGGUUUCAGGCUGAGCACACAACUCUGUUGGCAUGUUAAGGGAUAUUUAACCUAUUUCACUGAAAGCUAAAUGUAUAGUUUGGGGUGAACUAUGCCUUUAACAUAUUCAUAUCAUAAUGGCAUCAUUGCAGUACGUGCUUUUGCAUUUGACCAGGUAUGGAUCAUUUGUGUAAAUGUACGUGUGUGUGUGUGUGAGUGUGUGUGUGUGUGUGUGUGUGUGUGUGUGUGUGUGUGUGUGUGUGUGUGUGUGUGUGUGUAAUAUAUUGUAUAUAUUCAAACGUUGUUCAUUUCCCAACCAUGGGUUGGGGGCGAUGUUAAUGAGUUGACUUGACUCACUGAAGUGUCUGACUGGUUUCAAAUCAAAUCAAACUUUAUUUGUCACAUGCGGCGAAUACAACAGGUGUAGACCUUACCGUGAAAUGCUUACUUACAAGCCCUUAACCAACAGUGCAGCUCAAGAAGAGUUAAUGGUGUGUUAAUGAGUUUGUCUUUCAGCUUGUCCAACUGCAUCACUUUCCGCCAUCCAUCCCUCAUCACGUCACUCUCUGUAUGAAACAAACUCUUAACUACACUUCUGUUAAAAUAGGAAACUUUGCAUGUGUGUUACUAAAGUCUUUCUGUUGUGUGUUCUGUUUUUGUGUCUCUGCUACAGGGAUGUAGUUGUAGAAAAACAUGAAGGUGGCUAAACACUGUAGCUGGUUGAGAUAACAGAGAGAGUAACAUAAACACUACAGGUAACAAUGCUAAUUUGGGGUAACAGCCAGGUGUGUUAUCAACACUAUUCACAAAAUAAACCAGUGGUGUAGUCUGUGUUUAGGUGUGUUUCCACUCCACUACAUCCCUGCUGCUGUUCUGUGGACGAGCAGCCAUGUUAAUCUUGGUCAAAGAUGACUGUAUCAUUCUGGUGAGUUCCUUGUUCUGUGGGCAGGUGUCCGUCCGUUCUUCUGGGUAAUUUUGACGGGGCAUGCAGUGGUGAAAUGACUGUACUGUACGGAGCUACAGACAUGCUAUAGACCAGGACUAUUCAACUCCAGCCCCUCCAGGUCCCUCCACAGUACUGCUGGAUUCCUCUUUUCCCCUUCUGUCCCUCUUCUCACUGAUCAAUAUAUCAAAGUAUAGUGCUUUUUACAAAAACAUUUGUCACAAAGUGCUUAACCGUAACCUGAUCUAGACACAGAAAUAACAAGCAUGUUAUUAAUUGGCCAGAUAAUCCACUGACCAGGUCUGAAUCAGUCCCUGAUUAGAGGGGAAGGAUGAAAACCAGCAGUUCUGUAGUUAGUAGAUCUUGAGGCCCAGGUUUGAAUAGCCCUGAUAUAGACAAUACAUGGAGGUGUGUUAAACCAUUUGUCAAAUACCUGUCCUUGAUCUGAUUUACUUUGACUAGGGAAGGUUACCAGGUGCAAUGUAAAGUAUAUAGAGGUAGGUUCCACUGGGAUCUACACGUACUGUAUUCAAUAAAGAGUUACAUUCUCUAACAA
This is a messenger RNA of Salmo salar (Atlantic salmon), 3567 nucleotides long. RefSeq names its product synaptic vesicle glycoprotein 2C. Gene Ontology annotation, cellular component: synaptic vesicle membrane. The record is from RefSeq and is a predicted model, not a curated record. Gene Ontology annotation, molecular function: transmembrane transporter activity. NCBI's taxonomy places the organism in Eukaryota, Metazoa, Chordata, Actinopteri, Salmoniformes, Salmonidae.